AUGAAAAAAAAUAAAGAUAAAGUUUUGAUUCUUGUUAAGAGGUGUAAGGUAAUUAUUUUUUAUUUUAAAGAACUUUUUCGCGCUUUUAAGAGGUAUAUAAUAAAUGGCUCAUAUUUAUGAUAGUAAAAUGUAGAAUAUUGACCCAGCAAUGAAGAGGAGAAAAUAAACUAGAGUGAGAAAGUAAUUAGUAAACAAGACUUUACAAGAAGAAAGUGAAGAAAAUCUGUUGAUUGAAGUGCAAUAGAAAGUAACAAAAAAAUAUCAAAAUUAUUUGCAUACCAUCCAAAAAAUGGGAGAUUUUGAUUGGACAGAUAUUGAGAAUACAAACAAUAUAAAGGUUAUUUAUCCAAGUAAGCAAUGUCUUAUUUUCAAGUUCAAUUUUUGCAAGCUUCUACUUUAUAAUUUAUGAUUGCAGCGAUGUAUUUUAAUUGUGAUCAAGACUACCUUUAACAUAACCUUGAAGAGGUAUAAAAAUUAAUGAAGAAAACUGAAUAAGCUUAUGGAACUUCAUAAUAAGAGUAUAAUUAUCGUUUAAUUAAGUGAUUGUAAAAAAUAGAAAAAUAAAAAAGGGUAUGAUGUGAAUGAUGAUAUAUUCAUUUUAGAGAUGAGAUAAUUAUAAAUCUAAGAUUUGGAUGAUAUUAUUGCCAACUAAGAGUACUAUUAUUUUUAUAUUUCUAGAUUAAAAUUAGAAAAAAUUUAGAAGGAAAAUGAAAAUGCUAUUGAAAAAUUUUAAAUAGAGGAUAUUCCAUAACUUAAACCCCCAAUUAAAACAGAUUAAUCUAACAAUCUUUUAAGGGACAUUUUCGGAUUAACAGAGUUUGAAAAAUAAUACAUAGAAAAAAUAGAAUUGAAAAUAUAAACAGAUGGAUAAAAUGAUGUUACUUAAGAAACAGGUAAGAAAACAUAAGGAGGGGGAAUUCAUUUAUAACCAAUUUUAGAUGAUGCUCUUUGUUAAGUUUGUAAUGAUGGAGAUUAUACUGAUGAUAAUUUAAUAGUAUUUUGUUCAAAAUGCAAUAUAUCAGUCCAUUAAAAAUGUUAUUUAAUUGAAGUAAUACCAAGUGAAGAUUGGAUAUGUGAUGUAUGUUAAACUUUUGGACCUAAUGGAUAAUAUUUACGUUGUGCUUUAUGUCCGAAAUUAGGAGGAGCUAUGAAAGCAACAUAAAUAGAUGCUUCUUGUUUGGAAAAUCUAAAUCAAACAUAUUUUGAAUCAUAAGGAGAAACAAUGAUGAAAAAUGAUUUUGUUUCUAAAUUAUGUAAAUUUAUAAAUAUCUUAAAUAGUCUAAUAAAUAGAUGAUGAUUAAGAAUUAUAUUAUGAUUUCAGUAAAAUACCAAAUAGAGAUAUUAGAGAUCUUGAAAAUAAUAAAGAUAUCAAAGAACCAUAACCAUAAAAAGUAUGGAUUCAUUUAUCUUGUUUUUAUUGGUCACCUGAAUGUUUUUUAGAUGAAAAGUAAGAUAUAUUAAAAGGUGUUGAUAAUAUAAAUUAAAAAAGAUUUACUCUUAAUUGUAGUUUGUGUAAUAUCAAAAAAGCUGGAAUGUGUAUUUAAUGUGCUAGAGGUAAUUGUUAAACAGGAUUUCAUGUAGAAUGUGCUAGAAGAUCAGGAAUAUUUCUUACAUAAACAAUUGUCAACACUAAACCAGAUUAUUAAAUAUUUUGCUAAAAACACGUACCACUUAAAGUUAAGAGAAUUUUAGAAUCAAAAUAAAGAUUAUAUGAAAGAGAAAUAAUUGAUUUUUUUAGAGCUUAUGAAAAAUGCAAAACUGUACAUAAAAAGUCUUAAUAAAGACCUAAAAAAACAAAAUCAACGAAGGAAUCUCUAUAAAAGUAAGAGAUUUAGGAACAUUAAGAGAGUGAAUUUGAUUUAAUAGAUUUUGCUUCAAAAUUAAAGGAAUUUAUAGAUUAAAUUUUAGAUUAAAAAAUGAUAGUAAAUUUAAAAUUAGAGGAAGGUAAAUAUGUUUUCGAAUCUCUAUCUGAACCAUAAUUAAAAUAAUAAAAAUAAUAUUACUUAACAAAAUUGCCAGAAUUAUAUUAAACCAAAGUUGAUUAAAAUGGAUUACUUAUUACAUAAUUUUAUAAAAGUACUAUUACUGCAACUGAUGAAAUAUGGAAAUUCUUUAAAUAUAGAGAUUAUGAAAAAGAUAUCACUUAUAAAAUGUAUGAAAAGUUGAGAAGAAGAGCAAGUAAAUUCAUGUAAGAAUUAAAUCCCCAGAAAAAACAAGCUAAAUUGAUUGAUAUGUUGAUGUUGAAAAAAUUUAAAAAAAACAAGAAAUCUGAUUAUAAAAAAGAAAUAAUAAUUGAAUAAGUUGGGGAUGAAUAUUUUUAAAGAGAUGAUAAUUUAUAUUGUGUUUGUAGAGGAAAGUUUAAAGAUGGCAAUCCUAUGAUUUGCUGUGAAUAUUGUGAUGAAUGGUUUCAUUUUGAUUGUUUAGAAAUAAUAAUCCCAUAUGAAGAAAUAAGCAAAAUGGAUUUUUAUUGUUUUUUAUGUAUAGAUGAUUUACCAAAAGAUAAAUAGGUUGAAAUAUACAAAAAUUAUGCGAAUGUAUUUAAAGAUUCAUCCUUUAAACUUUAAAGAGAAUUAGCUCAUAAAUGUGCAUUAAAUGAAUCUCGAAAAGCCAGAAUAAAUGAAUUAAAACAGGCUAAGUUAAUUUAAGAAAACAAUAAUUUAGAAUAACAUAAUCCAUGUUUAGAAUUAAAAUUAGAAUAAAUAUAAUUUGAAGAACAAAUUAAUGAAUAUAUUUAUGUUCCAAAUAAUUGUGUUUCUAAAUAAAGUUAAAAAGAAAUAAAUUCAGCAGAUAAUAAUUAUAAUUAAGUGGAUAUUUAAAAUGAUGGUUCAGAAAAAAAUAAAAAAAGCGAUGAUCAUGUUAAAACCCCAAGUAAAACAGAAUCGGUUGAAGAUCCUGAUAAUAAAUUGGAAGUGCCAGAAACUCAAGAAAAAUAAAAUAGCAAACUUAAAUAAAAAACUAUACGUAACUAUAUACCUAAAAAGUGA
Molecule: messenger RNA, 2984 nt
Organism: Paramecium sonneborni
Lineage: Eukaryota; Ciliophora; Oligohymenophorea; Peniculida; Parameciidae
Source: the annotation of a GenBank genome assembly